AUGAUCACACUCUUUGUGGCUCUUUACUCUCUGCUUUGUCUCUGCACAACUGGAAACACUUCUGACAUCAAGGAGCUUCAUGUGAAAACAGUAAAGCGUGGAGAAGCUGUAACUAUGGAGUGUAACAUUAGUGGGGUUAAGGACAAAAAGAAUUUAGCUUGGUACAGACAGAGUUCUGAAAAAGUGCCUCAGUUUUUGGCAAAACCGUACAGUAACAAUCUGGGGUAUGAUUUUGUUGAGGGAUUUAAUGAUAGCCGCUACAGUGUUACUGUCAAUAAGCAAAAGUUUGAUCUCAACAUUAAUGAAAUAAGAGAAGAUGAUGGAGGAGAAUAUUUCUGUGGAUAUGUGGAUGGAAAUAUACUAAAGUUCACAUCUGGAACACGUCUGCAGUUUGAAGGUGAAGAGAUGAAACCCUGUCCUACACCUGGAACACUUAACAAGAACACACACUCUGUUACACACCAGGGUUCAAACAGCAGAGAUGGAGAAGGUUCCAGCUGUACUGAUCAGAUGUGUGUGCUGUUUUGGCUCUCUGUGUCUAGAGUUGGAGUUCUUGUCUUCAUUGUUUUACCACUGAUUGUUUUUGUUUUUAGGUUAAGAUUAAAAUAGAAAUUAAAAUAUAAACGGCAUAAAUGUGGAUUUAAAGAGAAAACAAAAUGUGUUAGAUUAGAGCAAUUUACAGGAACAAGGAAAAACAACAACC
Messenger RNA from Clarias gariepinus (North African catfish), 703 nucleotides. RefSeq lists its product as uncharacterized. The coding region runs from base 1 to 609 and encodes 202 amino acids. NCBI's taxonomy places the organism in Eukaryota, Metazoa, Chordata, Actinopteri, Siluriformes, Clariidae. The transcript is spliced from 4 exons. The record is from RefSeq and is a predicted model, not a curated record. Gene Ontology annotation, biological process: response to bacterium.